UAUUAUUUUUUGGGAACUGAGUUUUCCCCUUUCGAGUCCAACCGAUCGCGUGCGCCGGUUUCAGCGAUAAGACUGUACCCCCCACCGACUGACCACUGCUAUGUCACUAUGAAUAUAAGGUGACGGUGGUCCCCGUCGACCUGCUGUCGCGCUUCUCUUUCAAGGACUCCUUCAGCCCUCGCUUCCCUUCUCCUUGCCUAUCUGGGUUGAUUCCCUUGCUCCUGCAAGAUGUCUGAAAAACACGAGGUCACGGCCGAUGAUUCUCUUCGGCCGGUCGAUGCUGCUAUCUCGCCGGCUGUGAAUGAGAAGGAGGCCGAGGCAAAUGAAAAGGCCCUGUCUGAGUCGCCCGAAGGUGACGAGCCUACAGAAGAGGAGGUUAAAACCCUUCGCCAUGUUGCGGAGAAUCUGCCCCUUGCUGCCUGGCUGGUCGCUGGUGUCGAGUUGUGCGAGCGGUUCACCUACUACGGCAUGUCUGGUCUAUUCCAGAACUACAUCAAUCUCCCUCUGGACGGCAGCAAAGGACGUGGUGCCUUGGGUAUGGGUCACCAGGGCGCUACGGCCUUGUCGACUUUCUUCCAAUUCUGGUGCUAUGUCACUCCAAUCGUCGGUGCCGUGGUUGCCGAUCAGUACCUGGGCAAAUACAAGACCAUCGUCUUGUUCUGUAUUGUCUACAUGGUUGGCUUGCUCGUCCUGGUUUGCACUUCGAUCCCGACCGCCCUGGAAAAUGGCGCUGGCUUGGGCGGUUUCAUCGUAGCUAUUCUCAUCAUUGGUCUGGGAACCGGUGGCAUCAAGAGUAAUGUUGCUCCUCUGAUCGCCGAGCAGUAUAAGCGGAAGAAGAUGGCCGUGACGACGACCAAGAAAGGCGAGCGGGUCGUCAUCGAUCCGGCUCUCACUAUUCAGCGGAUCUACAUGAUCUUCUACGGCUGCAUCAACAUCGGAUCGCUGUCUUUGCUGGCCACGCCGUACAUGGAGCGCGACGUCGGAUUCUGGUCGGCCUUCCUGCUCUGUCUGUGCAUGUUUUUCGUCGGUACCGUCGUCGUCAUCGGCGGACGCAAACUCUACGUUGUCCGUCCUCCCCAAGGAUCAAUCAUCACCGAUGCCUUCAAGGCCCUCUGGAUUAUGAUUGUGAACCGGAACAUGGACGCCGCCAAGCCCACCUGGCAGGCCGCCAACGGCGGACGUCGGACCAAUCUGCCUUGGGACGAUCAUUUCGUCGACGAGCUCAAGCGCGCUUUGGUUGGUUGCCGUGUCUUCUGCUUCUAUCCGAUCUACUGGGUCGUCUACGGACAGUUCUCCAGCAACUUCGUCACCCAGGCCGGCCAGAUGGAAGGCCACGGGGUCCCCAACGAUCUGAUGCAGAACUUCGACCCCAUUUCGAUUCUCAUCUUCAUCCCGAUCCUCGAGAUGGGGGUGUACCCGCUGCUGCGCCGGAUGCGCAUCAACUUCCGCCCGAUCACCCGUAUCUCGCUCGGCUUCGUGGUGGCCUCGCUCGCGAUGAUGUACGCCGCCAUCGUGCAGCAUCUCAUCUACUCAGCCGGACCCUGCUACGAAAGCCCGCACUGCGAAUUGUCCCUGGUCGACGGCCAGUACAUGGGCAACAACAUUCACAUCGCCAUCCAGACGCCCGCCUACGUGUUCAUCGGUCUGUCCGAGAUCUUCGCCUCGGUGUCCGGUCUCGAGUACGCCUACACCAAGGCGCCGCUGUCGAUGAAGUCCUUCGUCCAGUCCAUGUACUUGCUCACCAACGCCUUCGGCUCCGCCAUCGGUAUGGCGCUGUCCCCGGUCGCCUACGACCCGGCCAUCAUGUGGAUGUUCACCGGUCUGGCCUGCGCGUCCUUCGCCACCGGCUUCAUCUUCUGGGGCCUGUACCACCACCUGAACGCGCAGGAAGAUGAGAUGAACGCGCUGGACCUGCAAAACGAAGGUGUGCAGGCGGUGCAGGCGGAGCAUGAACAAAAGCAGUAGGCGGGCUGAUGGAUUUCGCUUUUCUCUUUUCCUUUCCUCUCUUCUCUUGAUUCCCUUGUGUCUUUUUUUUUUUUUAUUAUUUUUUGUUCUUCUACUUGUAUCGUAAUAUUCUUAAUUCUCGCGAGG
Aspergillus campestris IBT 28561 is the source of this 2091-nucleotide messenger RNA. RefSeq names its product peptide MFS transporter. NCBI's taxonomy places the organism in Eukaryota, Fungi, Ascomycota, Eurotiomycetes, Eurotiales, Aspergillaceae. The transcript has 4 exons. Gene Ontology annotation, molecular function: tripeptide transmembrane transporter activity; dipeptide transmembrane transporter activity. Gene Ontology annotation, biological process: transmembrane transport. Gene Ontology annotation, cellular component: fungal-type vacuole; plasma membrane. The record is from RefSeq and is a predicted model, not a curated record. Bases 229 to 1965 code for a protein of 578 amino acids.